Molecule: messenger RNA, 3412 nt
Organism: Cornus florida
Lineage: Eukaryota; Viridiplantae; Streptophyta; Magnoliopsida; Cornales; Cornaceae
Product: receptor-like protein kinase HSL1
Exons: 2
Coding region: 145-3123 (992 amino acids)
Biological process (GO): protein phosphorylation
Molecular function (GO): receptor serine/threonine kinase binding; protein kinase activity; ATP binding
Source: RefSeq, a predicted model, not a curated record
UAAUUUUGGUAAGCUGGUAAGACUCCCAUAUCCUAUCCUAUCUUAUAAUCCCUGUUUGGUCUUUGGACAGUAAACGGAGUAGUAUCUAGAACUAGAACUAGAAGAAGCUCAUUUCUUCCCUCUCUUUCUAGAAGCCAAGCAAGGAUGCUGCUUCUCUUACUUUUUUUCUUUCUGUCUCCACCAAUCGCUCUCUCUCUCAACCAAGAGGGUCUCUAUCUCCAGCGAGUCAAGCUAGGCUUCGACGACCCAGACGGUGUCUUAUCCAACUGGAACGACCGAGACGACUCGCCAUGUCACUGGUACGGUGUCACCUGCGACUCGGCCACCGGCUCCGUCAACUCAGUCGACCUCUCCAACGCCAACAUCGCCGGUCCCUUCCCUUCUCUCCUCUGUCGCCUUCGCAGCCUCACUUUCAUCUCUCUCUACAACAACUCCAUCAACUCAACCCUCCCCUCCGAUCUCUCCACUUGUCAGAAUCUCGAGCACCUCAACCUCGCCCAGAACCUCCUUACCGGAACACUACCGGACGCCAUAGCCGACCUCCCAAAUCUCAAGCACCUCGAUUUGACUGGAAACAAUUUCUCCGGCGACAUUCCGGUUACUUUUGGGAGUUUCCGGCGACUCGAGGUUAUUUCUCUUGUUGAGAACCUUUUCGACGGGGUCAUUCCGGGGUUUUUGGGGAAUAUUUCGACUCUGAAACAGCUCAACCUCUCGUACAACCCAUUUUCGCCGAGUCGGAUCCCGCCGGAGCUCGGGAAUCUGACGAACCUCGAGAUCUUGUGGCUCACUGGCUGUAACCUAAUAGGCUCGAUCCCUGCCUCGUUGGGUCGACUCCAGCGACUCAUUGAUUUGGACUUGGCGCUCAACAACCUCAACGGUCCGAUUCCUAGUUCGCUCACUGAGUUGUCGAGCGUUGUUCAGAUAGAGCUCUACAACAACUCGUUAUCCGGCGAGUUACCGGCGGCGGGAUGGUCCAAGUUGACCGCAUUGCGAUUACUCGAUGCAUCGAUGAACGAGUUGAACGGGACGAUUCCGGACGAGUUGUGUUCUCUACCUCUCGAAUCGCUGAAUCUGUAUGAGAAUCAACUCGAAGGUGACUUGCCAGAGAGUAUCACGAAAUCGCCGAAUCUAUACGAAUUACGUAUAUUCGGAAAUCGUCUCAGUGGGGUUUUGCCAAAGGAUCUUGGCAAAGUGUCGCCAUUAAUGUGGGUUGAUGUAUCGAGCAACAAUUUCUCGGGAGAAAUUCCGGCGAGUUUGUGUGAAAUGGGCGAAUUGGAAGAGCUCCUGAUGAUAUAUAACUCGUUUUCCGGUCAAAUACCGGCGAGUUUGAGCGAAUGUCGGAGUUUAACACGUGUCCGGUUGGGGAACAACCACUUUUCCGGCGAAGUUCCGGCUGGAUUUUGGGGGCUUCCACACGUGUUCUUGCUAGAGCUGGUCAACAAUUCGUUUUCCGGCGGAAUUGGUAAAACCAUUGCCAGUGCGACUAAUUUGUCGUCUCUAAUUAUUUCCAAAAACAGUUUCAGCAGUGAAAUUCCAGAGGAAAUUGGGUGGUUGGAGAAUUUGGUGGAAUUUUCUGGAAGUGACAACCGGCUAACGGGGUCGUUACCGUCUAGUAUCAUGAAUCUUGGACAGUUGGGAAAGCUUGAUCUUCAAAAUAAUGGCUUAUCUGGUGAGCUUCCAAGUGAACUUCGUUCUUGGAAGAAGCUCAAUGAGCUAAAUCUUGCAGAUAACGAUUUUUCCGGGAAUAUUCCCGAGGAAAUUGGAAGCUUGUCUGUGCUUAAUUAUCUUGAUCUUUCCGGGAAUAGAUUUUCCGGGAAAAUCCCAUUCAGUUUGCAGAACUUGAAGGUCAAUCAGCUGAAUUUGUCGAAUAAUCGCCUUUCUGGCGAUAUUCCUCCUUUGUUUGCUAAGGAGAUGUAUAAAAAUAGCUUCUUGGGGAAUCCGGGCUUGUGCGGUGACAUAACUGGUUUGUGUGAUGGUAGAGGCGAUUCUAAGAACUUAGGUUAUGUGUGGUUACUCCGAUCUAUCUUUAUACUAGCCGGGCUAGUUCUUAUUGUGGGUGUUGUUUGGUUUUACUGGAAGUAUAGGAGUUUCAAGGGAAAAAAAGCUAUUGACAAAUCGAAAUGGACUUUGAUGUCAUUUCAUAAAUUGGGUUUUAGUGAAUAUGAGAUCUUGGAUUCUCUUGAUGAAGAUAAUGUGAUAGGAAGUGGAUCUUCUGGAAAAGUUUACAAGGCUGUUCUUAGCAAUGGAGAGGCGGUGGCGGUGAAAAAGCUAUGGGGAGGAUCGAAAAUAGCCGAUGAGAGUGGUGAUGUUGAGAAGGGUCAGAUUCAAGAUGAUGGAUUUGAGGCAGAGGUUGGGACAUUGGGAAAGAUUAGGCAUAAGAACAUCGUUAAGCUAUGGUGUUGUUGCACUACAAGGGAUUGCAAGCUUUUGGUUUAUGAGUAUAUGCCUAAUGGAAGCUUGGGAGAUUUACUUCAUAGUAGCAAAAGUGGGCUAUUGGACUGGCCAACAAGGUAUAAGAUAGCACUUGAUGCAGCUGAGGGGCUUUCUUAUCUGCAUCAUGAUUGUGUUCCUGCGAUCGUGCACAGAGAUGUGAAAUCGAACAACAUCUUGUUGGAUGGCGAUUAUGGAGCUCGAGUGGCGGAUUUUGGGGUGGCGAAGGUGGUUGAUGCAAGUGGAAAGGGGCCUAAAUCGAUGUCGGUCAUUGCAGGAUCUUGUGGUUACAUUGCACCAGAAUAUGCAUACACACUCCGAGUUAACGAGAAGAGUGACAUAUACAGCUUUGGCGUGGUCAUCCUUGAGUUAGUCACAGGGAGACUCCCAGUUGAUCCCGAGUUCGGGGAGAAGGACUUGGUGAAGUGGGUGUGCACUACUUUGGACCAGAAAGGCAUAGACCACAUAAUCGACCCGAAGCUAGAUGGUUGUUUCAAAGAAGAGAUAUGCAAAGUUUUAAACAUUGGCCUCCUCUGCACAAGCCCCCUCCCUAUCAACCGCCCCACCAUGAGGAGGGUGGUAAAAAUGUUGCAAGAAUUGGGUGCCGAAAACCAUCCCAAGACUGCUAAGAAAGAUGGCAAAUUGUCCCCUUAUUACUACGAGGAAGCCUCUGAUCAUGGAAGCGUAGCUUGAGAAAGGUUUUGCACCAAGUCCGGUCACCAUCAAAAUGGAUAUAUAGUAUAAUUCAAGGAGAGUGAAACUGUGAAAGUGAAGUUGCCCUCCCUGUUUGGCAAACUUCUAGCGUCCAUCGCACCACUGGUGUUUGAUUUCAUGAGGGAAAGGAAGAGAAGUGAAGUGAAGUUGAAUUCUAGAAUAGAGAGAGGGAGAGUUACUAUGGAUUUGAUGUUUUUAUUAUGCAUUGUAAAUUUAUUGAUAAUCAAAGUUUUUCUUCCUAAGAAAGAGAAGGAAAGUUCUUUUCUAA